Messenger RNA from Cladocopium goreaui, 2027 nucleotides. The record is from the annotation of a GenBank genome assembly. NCBI's taxonomy places the organism in Eukaryota, Dinophyceae, Suessiales, Symbiodiniaceae.
GACCUAUGAGUCUUGAUGGUGCAGGUGAAAUUUCCAGGGAGGCACAAUGCAUCAAGGAAGUGGUGUACUCGUUGAUCAAUGCCAAGGGAACAUCAUCAACACAGCUGCAGCUGGCCAUCAACUCCUCAUUGAUGCAAUUGGCCAAGACAAAUUUUGACUUUGUCACCACGGCGGUGUUCUCGGCGCUGGAGAAUCAGAAUGCCUCAGACCAACAGAAGUUGCAGCUCCUCCGCCUCCUGUGUCAAGUCUUGGAGCAACGAGAGCCUAGAAGUUUGGUGGUGCCUCGAACACUUGCAAAGAAUAUGACAAGGCUGCUGCUUGCAUCACCGGGCUCAGCCUCAGCAGACGUCCUUUGCGAACUAGCGCCUAUGCACCCUGAUUUGGUCUUGAGUGAGAUUUCCCAGCAUCUCGCUGCCGAGAUGCCCAGCUUUGCUCUGGAGCUAUUGGCCCAGGUUGCUGAAACCUCACCGCACAGCCUUUCUGAGCGCCUGAACGAGGUGCUAUCCAGGUGCUUCAGCUUGCUACAGGGCUGUCGCGUGAUGGAUCUUCGGCUUCUGCUGCUGCGAACAUGGUGCUCGCUUUGUAUUGCAAUCGUCAUGUGCUCCUUUCGAGAUAUCGAUCCUUUGGAUGCAGGCCAUCCCAAUUUUUCCCGGCAAUUUGCGAUUGCCGCCGCCCCCAUGCGGUCAAGGCAAACUGCAGCGGAAGCAGAUGGCCGCAAGACCACACAAGUUGUCAGUGCAGUGUUUGCCUUGUUAAUGAGUUCGUGGACAAAUUGGAAGGAUCUUGCUCUCAGAGUGGUUGUGAUUGACACGCUGGGUCACUUAAGCUUGGUGAUUCCGAAGGACCAAUUCUUGACCAACGCUGACGCGUUGCUUGAACACAUCAUUUCCCUUCUUUCCAAGCAGGGAUUAGCAUCUUCCGCGAGUCCUAUGCCACCCUUUGCACUUAUGCGAGGCACGUGCCUCACCUUGCAGGCUUGUGUAGAUGCAGAUCGGGAGCUGCUAACCAUUGAGAACACGCUGCAGACGCUUUGGUCUGGACUCUUCAGUGCUGUCGUGGCUGGUGGGCCCUUGCAGUACCUCCAGGGCUUGGGCCAAGAAGCCUUGCAAAGCCAGGCGGAGCUUCUGCGAUGCAUGGAUGUCUUAGCUGAGAACUUUGGCAAGGAAAGCUUGAACUUCUUGUUGCAGAAGGUGAAGGGACACCGAGAGGAGCGCUUGGCAGCGCUACUGGUGCUGCGGCAACUGGCAGCUGGUCCUCUUGCUGGCACAAUAGUGGAAGGUGUGCAGCCGCUUCUUUCUGACUCAGACGCAGCAGUUGGUUUGAUGCUUGGAGAACUCCUGGUUGCAUCACCGACACUCUUGGAGGUUACUGGUGCAAGACAAGCUCAUGUCAACAAUCUCAUUGGUUUUGUUAUCCGCCUGACAGCUCGGGCUCAGGCCUCAGAAGGUGAACAUGCUUCAGGUUACAUCCCGAAGUUUGUGUCAAAGGGAUACUCUCACAAUGAUGCACCCAGUGCUGAAGAAGUGCGCAAAAGGGCGGGCUCUGUUCUUGGGCAGCUUGCUGGAGCUUCCAGGACCUCAACAAAUCUUGUCUUGUGGCCGCUAUUGUUGAAAGCCUUGAUCAAUCCCUCCAUGCUUUUGGGCUUGCCAGUGCUCUGCCGAUGCGUGACACAGAUGGUGCAGUCAGAGAGGGAUGCUGCGGAGCAGGGCGCAGUGUCCUCCGGAGGAAUCCGCGAAGCCAUUCAGAAAUUUGGACAGUCAGAAGUCCUUCUGCUUUGGAUGCUUAUUUGUGCGCACGCACCUACCGAACCACCUGGGAUUGGCAUCAGCAUCCUCCGCUGCCUUGAAUCCUUAGCUACUUUUCUUCAUCCGGUUCUCGGGCAGAUUUGGGAGGCUCCAUCAAAACGACUGCAGACAUUGUGCGGUCAUUUAGAGGCCCGUACUGAAAUAGCCUGUGCAUGGGCUUGUUUGAAAUGCCCUGGUGGCUUUUGGAAGUUUUUCAGAAGAGCCUUUGGACCGCAAUAUUAG